Oncorhynchus kisutch (coho salmon) is the source of this 2068-nucleotide messenger RNA. RefSeq names its product CMRF35-like molecule 2. Gene Ontology annotation, cellular component: plasma membrane. Lineage: Eukaryota; Metazoa; Chordata; Actinopteri; Salmoniformes; Salmonidae. The record is from RefSeq and is a predicted model, not a curated record. The transcript is spliced from 5 exons. Gene Ontology annotation, molecular function: transmembrane signaling receptor activity. The coding region runs from base 141 to 1031 and encodes 296 amino acids.
GAGACUGGACUAAACAGCUACCAGAACUCUUAAACAUGGUUAGAGUUGUGUUCAUAGCUACGAGGAGGGACUGGGAGAGAGUCUGAGUGAGUGGAGAACAGUAUAAUUUGUACAACAUAGGAGGGAAGCCAGAGAGAAGAAUGAGGAAUCUGAUGUCUGUCAACAUCAGCCUCCUCUGUGCUGUGAUCUGUGUGAUGUCAUCAGUGAUCACAAAGAGAGGGACAGAAGGAGGAAAUGACACCAUUCAGUGUCCUUAUGACCGGGGGUUUGAGACACACCAGAAGUACCUCUCUAAAGGGAUCUGGGCCUACCGGGUUGAUGUGAUCAAAACCCAAACCCAUCAGCACCCAGCGGUGACUCAUAAAGGGAGAUUCUCUCUGUAUGACGACACAGAGAGAAGAGUCUUCACUGUGACCAUCACUAACCUGGUCCUAGAUGAUUCAGGGACCUACUGGUGUGAAAUAAACACAUGGUGGUGGUAUAACAAGACUGAAGUCAGGAUCACUGUGGACAGAGCUCCUGUUCCUCCCAACCCUGGCUCCAUCACCUCCAGAUAUCUCCUCUCCACGACACACCCAUCAACACACAUCACGAUGCCAACUGACUCCUCAAACUCCACAGCAGGUGUUGUGAUGUUCUCUGGUGGUGUUCUGGGUGUUGUUCUACUACUGCUGGGUCUGCUGCUGUUCAUGUUCUUCAGACAGAGGAGAGACAGAGACAGGAGACCAACAGCAUCCAAACACUCUGCCAGCCUGUUGAUACCUGACUCCAUGACAAUCAACCAAGAUCCAGACACAGGAACCAUCACUAACCCCAUCUACGCCACAGCAAUCAAUCAGAACCCAGAUUCAGCCUGUGACAUCACCACCAUCUAUACCAACACAACCAAUCCUCGUCGAGAUGACAUCCACUUCAACGUUGGUCCGUCUACAGAGGUUUCAGACAAUGUGACGUACUCUACUGUCAACUUCCCCAGAGAUCCAGCCUGUCUCCACUGUGCUACUGUCAACUUCCCCAGAGAUCCAGCCUGACUCCACUGUGCUACUGUCAACAUCCCCAGAGAUCCAGCCUGUCUCCACUAUGCUACUGUCAACUUCCUCAGAGAUCCAGCCUGACUCCACUCUGCUACUGUCAACUUCCACAGAGAUCCAGCCUGACUCCACUGUGCUACUGUCAACUUCCCCAGAGAUCCAGCCUGACUCCACUGUGCUACUGUCAACUUCCCCAGAGAUCCAGCCUGUCUCCACUAUGCUACUAUCAACUUCCCCAGAGAUCCAUCCUGUCUCCACUGUGCUACUGUCAACUUCCCCAGAGAUCCAGCCUGUCUCCACUAUGCUACUAUCAACUUCCCCAGAGAUCCAUCCUGUCUCCACUAUACUACUGUCAACUUCCCCAGAGAUCCAUCCUGUCUCCACUAUACUACUGUCAACUUCCCCAGAGAUCCAUCCUGUCUCCACUAUGCUACUAUCAACUUCCCCAGAGAUCCAGCCUGACUCCACUCUGCUACUAUCAACUUCCACAGAGAUCCAGGCUGUCUCCACUAUGCUACUGUCAACUUCCCCAGAGAUCCAGCCUGUCUCCACUAUGUUACUGUCACUGAUCUGCAUGGCACAGCAUGAAUUCACAUCUUUAUGUUUUCAUGUCUUCAUGUUUUCAUGUUGUCAUUUAGUCAUUCAUUUGUGUUUUUAAUUCAUUCAUUUAUUUGAUCAAUAAUUUCUUAAUUUGUUCAUAUAUUCAUUUAAUAAUUUAUUAAUUUGUUUGUUCAUUCAUUCACAUUUUUAUUCAACAUUUUCAUUGUUUAUUUGUUCUCGUUCAUUCAUCAUUCGUUAGUUCAAUCAUCUGUUCAUCAUUAUCAUUACAUCAUUAUUUUGUUUGUUUGUGGGUCGUUACGUCUGUACAUCCAUUCAUUCAUUCAUUCAUUCAUUGUUUCUACUGUGAAUGUAACACUGACUUGAACAAACAGAGACAGUUUGUAGCUUUUAGGAACCUUUGAUUAUUCAGUGUUUUUUACUCCACUUGAUGGGAAAUGAGACUCUGUGUAUUUAUCAAUAAAGCACCAAUAUAUUUA